This is a messenger RNA of Porites evermanni, 1107 nucleotides long. The record is from the annotation of a GenBank genome assembly. Lineage: Eukaryota; Metazoa; Cnidaria; Anthozoa; Scleractinia; Poritidae.
UUGACAUUGACCGAACGAUUAGACUUACUGUUUACAAAGCCUCACUACGAUCCAAGACUCAGGCUUAACUUCAACCGUAAGCUAAUGUUUUCCUGGGGAUUUCCAAAGAACAGAAUAAUACAGUUAUUAUUAAUUAUAUUUCAUACUCUUGCACGUUAAACAAUGAUUUCCAGUCAUUGAUUUAGAAUAAAAAGGGCCGCUUCUAACGUCUGGGCUUGCGACCAUUUUGGUGUUACGUCUGUGUUGAAGGACAUGGAUACACCUCGUUAGCGCGAAGUUCACACAGGAUCAGUGGUUCAUCAUUCAGAAUCAUUUCUUCACACUUUAAUUAACUGAAGUACUUUCUAUGUGAUACAAACUUAUUUGCUUUAUUCAGACAAACCGGUGAUCGUGACAGUAGGAUUCUGGGUUCUGUCAAUCGAUGCGAUAAAUGUGAUGCAUAUGGUAAGAAAAAAAUGUCUUUGAAAAACUAAGGGUACUAUGCUUAUUAAAGAAAUUGCCGAAAAGGAGUGAUGAGAAAAUUAACAGCUGUUCGUUAUUUUUACCCAAUAGACUGACAGCCGCUGUAGAACACACGAGUAAUCCUUAAGUUUUCUAGCCUGCGACCGCAGACGUAUUUCCGAUCGUCGCUUCUCACCCCGCUCCGAAAUAGAGAAGCGACGACCGGAAAUACGUCUGCGAUCGCAGGCUAGAAGUUUUCUUCAGGGAUGGUAUAAGUAGACCCAACGAAAAAGACAAGCGCUACGUUGAAAAUCUCCCCCGUGCUCUCGUGUAUUGGCUACUAGCGGACUCGGUCAGUGUGCUGUGGAAUCAAUUAAAUAAUUGAUUAGCUCGUCGUUUCUUCCUUCAUUUUCUUAAAAAUAAUUGGCCCUCAACUCUUAACAGGAGUUCGGGAUAGACAUUUUCCUUCGUCAAUCUUGGUUUGACCCGCGACUUGACCACGGUCUUCAAGGUACUCUAUCUCUAAGCAACACGGUGCUUUCUCAUACAUGGCUGCCCGACAGUUAUUUCAAAAACGCAAAGAAAGCAAGCUUCCACGACGUCACCACACCGAAUAUUAUGAUUUCCAUUGGUCCUGGGGGCUUGGUACAUUACAAUGCAAGGUAA